GAGAGAGAAUGAAGCCAAGCCCCAUCUGAUUGUAAGCUCCACUCCACACUGCAACUUUAGAGAGAGGAAGGUUCCUAUUUAUAUACAUAAAGAGAGAGGGAGAGAGAGUAAAAACAUGGAAGAAGAAGAGUAGGAAUAUAGAACAAAAGGGUUAAAAGAAAUGGUAUAAACUUGACUGACACCCCAAAAAAAGAAAGUAAAAUAAAAGGUUAAAGACAGCAAAAACAUGAGCUCAAAAGCCAGGUAGGGUGAGAUUAUAGAGGAAGAGAGAGAGAGAGAGAGAGAGAGAGAGAGAGGUUUGUUCAUAAAGCGAGGAAUUUUGCAAAUGUCACAAGAUUCUCAGGAGAUAAAGACGAUUGAGCAGUGGAGAUGGUCCGAAAUGCAAGGCUUGGAGCUCGUGUCCGCUUCUCCUAGUCCUACUUUUGAGCCAUUUAAAGCCAACCCAUCAACGCAAACGGCAAUGGCUUUAGCUAUGGCUUCUUCUCAAACCACAACAGAAGAAGAACCUGCUGGCAGAGAGCCACUCAGACUUGAUGAAGAAGGACAACGACAACCCCAAGUGGGUCUUGACACAGCUUCGAAAACAGAAGAAGCAAUGGAGAACAGCAACAACCAUAACGGUGAGCAGCUUAAUAAAGACUCUAAUGGAGGUGGCGGUAGCAGUAGUAGUGGUAGUGGUGGCAGUAAUGGGGAGAAGCCUGAGCCUUAUCCGGCAGCUGGGUUCGGUGAGCUUUUCCGAUUCGCUGAUAGUUUGGAUUAUGUUCUGAUGAUAAUUGGGUCGCUUGGAGCCAUCGUCCAUGGCUGCUCUUUGCCUCUCUUUCUUCGAUUCUUCGCCGAUCUCGUUAAUUCCUUUGGCUCCAAUGCUAAUGACACGGACAAGAUGAUGCAAGAGGUUCUAAAGUACGCAUUAUAUUUUCUAGUUGUUGGAGCUGCAAUAUGGGCUUCUUCAUGGGCUGAGAUAUCUUGUUGGAUGUGGACUGGAGAAAGACAAUCAACCAGGAUGAGGAUCAAGUACCUUGAAGCUGCUUUGAACCAAGAUGUUCAAUACUUCGAUACGGAGGUUCGAACAUCAGACGUUGUUUUCGCCAUAAACACUGAUGCUGUGAUGGUCCAAGACGCCAUUAGUGAAAAGUUGGGCAAUUUUGUUCACUAUAUGGCCACAUUUGUAUCUGGGUUUGUAGUUGGUUUCACUGCUGUGUGGCAAUUAGCUUUAGUAACUCUUGCAGUUGUUCCUCUCAUAGCUGUCAUUGGAGGUAUCCACACUACUACAUUAGCCAAACUGUCUGGGAAGAGCCAGGCGUCUAUGUCACAAGCUGGAAAUGUCGUUGAACAGACCAUUGUUCAAAUUCGGGUGGUGAUGGCUUUCGUUGGAGAAUCUAGAGCUUUACAAGCUUAUUCUGACGCAUUGAGAAUUGCUCAAAAGCUCGGUUACAAGAGUGGGUUGGCAAAGGGAAUGGGACUUGGGGCAACUUACUUUGUAGUUUUUUGCUGUUAUGCACUUCUACUGUGGUACGGUGGCUAUCUUGUUAGGCAUCACUAUACCAAUGGAGGACUAGCCAUAGCCACCAUGUUUGCUGUCAUGAUCGGUGGACUAGCCUUAGGUCAGUCAGCACCAAGCAUGGGUGCAUUUGCAAAGGCUAAAGUUGCAGCUGCUAAAAUUUUCCGUGUAAUUGAUCACAAGCCUAGUAUUGACCGAAACAGUGACUCAGGAUUGGAACUAGAGUCAGUUACAGGACUAGUGGAACUAAAAAAUGUAGACUUCUCCUACCCUGCAAGGCCCGACAUUCGCAUUUUAAACAAUUUCUGCCUAAAUGUUCCGGCUGGAAAGACCAUUGCUUUGGUUGGCAGCAGCGGCUCUGGCAAGAGCACGGUGGUCUCUCUCAUUGAGAGAUUCUAUGACCCUACCUCAGGGCAAGUUAUGCUUGAUGGGCAUGACAUAAAGACGCUAAAACUCAGGUGCCUGAGACAGCAAAUUGGACUUGUGAGCCAAGAGCCUGCUCUAUUUGCUACAACCAUUAAGGAGAACAUACUGUUGGGUAGACCUGAUGCUGAUCUCGUUGAAAUUGAAGAAGCUGCCAGAGUUGCAAAUGCUCAUUCAUUUAUUAUCAAACUUACCGAUGGCUUCGAUACUCAGGUAGGGGAGAGAGGAGUGCAGCUCUCUGGAGGACAGAAACAGAGGAUAGCUAUAGCAAGGGCCAUGCUAAAAAACCCAGCAAUCCUAUUGUUAGAUGAGGCAACAAGUGCAUUGGAUUCUGAAUCAGAGAAGCUGGUUCAAGAGGCCCUAGACCGGUUCAUGAUUGGGAGGACAACUCUUGUUAUUGCUCAUCGCCUAUCAACCAUUCGCAAGGCUGACCUUGUAGCUGUACUGCACCAGGGGUCUGUUUAUGAAAUUGGAACCCAUGAUGAACUCAUUGCCAAAGGAGAGAAUGGUAUGUAUGCGAAGCUCAUUAGAAUGCAGGAGGCAGCACAUGAAACUGCUCUCAACAAUGCCAGAAAGAGUAGUGCAAGGCCUUCUAGUGCCAGGAACUCAGUAAGCUCACCAAUAAUUGCUCGAAAUUCCUCGUAUGGUCGCUCACCAUAUUCACGCCGGCUGUCUGACUUCUCAACUUCUGAUUUUAGUCUUUCCCUUGAUGCCUCGUAUCCAAAUUACCGUCUCGAAAAGCUUCCUUUCAAGGAGCAAGCUAGUUCUUUCUGGCGUCUUGCGAAAAUGAAUUCUCCAGAAUGGGUUUAUGCUUUAGUUGGUUCAAUUGGUUCUAUUGUGUGCGGAUCGCUUAGUGCCUUCUUUGCAUAUGUUCUGAGUGCUGUUCUCAGUGUCUACUACAAUCCAGACCACGCUUUCAUGAUUAAACAAAUCGGUAAGUACUGUUAUCUGUUGAUUGGACUUUCUUCAGCUGCACUUCUCUUCAACACACUACAACAUUUCUUCUGGGAUAUUGUGGGUGAAAACUUGACAAAACGUGUAAGGGAGAAAAUGCUAGCAGCAGUGCUGAAAAAUGAAAUGGCAUGGUUUGACCAGGAGGAAAAUGAAAGUGGUAGAGUGGCUGCAAGGCUAGCUCUUGAUGCUAACAAUGUCAGAUCAGCUAUUGGAGACAGGAUAUCAGUAAUUGUACAGAACACAGCACUGAUGUUAGUUGCCUGUACAGCCGGAUUUGUUCUGCAGUGGCGUCUUGCUCUUGUCCUCGUAGCCGUCUUCCCUGUGGUUGUUGCUGCCACUGUCUUACAGAAAAUGUUCAUGACUGGUUUCUCUGGAGACCUUGAAGCUGCCCAUUCCAAGGCCACCCAACUAGCUGGGGAGGCCAUAGCCAAUGUAAGAACUGUAGCUGCUUUCAAUUCAGAGGGAAAAAUCGUUAAUCUAUUCACUACCAACCUCGAGGCUCCACUACGACGCUGCUUCUGGAAGGGUCAGAUUGCUGGAAGUGGAUUUGGGAUAGCUCAGUUUGCACUUUAUGCUUCUUAUGCCCUUGGUCUUUGGUAUGCUUCUUGGCUUGUUAAACAUGGGAUCUCUGAUUUCUCAAAAACUAUCAGAGUUUUCAUGGUCCUUAUGGUAUCUGCCAAUGGAGCAGCUGAAACAUUAACCUUAGCUCCUGACUUUAUCAAAGGUGGUCGAGCCAUGCGCUCAGUAUUUGAACUUCUUGACCGUAAAACUGAAAUCGAACCUGAUGAUCCAGAUGCCACACCAGCUCCCGAUCGGCUGCGUGGUGAAGUUGAAUUAAAGCAUGUAGACUUCUCUUACCCUUCUCGCCCUGAUAUUGCUAUCUUCCGUGACCUAAGUCUUCGUGCUCGAGCAGGCAAAACUCUUGCACUUGUUGGUCCUAGUGGAUGUGGAAAGAGCUCGGUUAUUGCAUUGGUACAGCGGUUCUACGACCCAACAUCAGGCCGGGUCAUGAUUGAUGGGAAAGACAUUAGAAAAUACAAUCUCAAGUCCCUCAGAAGGCACAUAGCUGUAGUGCCUCAGGAGCCAUGUCUUUUUGCUACAACUAUAUAUGAGAACAUUGCUUAUGGUCAUGAGUCAGCAACUGAGGCUGAAAUCAUAGAAGCUGCUACUAUGGCCAAUGCUCACAAGUUUGUAUCUUCAUUGCCUGAUGGAUACAAAACAUUUGUUGGGGAAAGAGGAGUACAGUUAUCCGGGGGUCAAAAACAAAGAAUUGCAAUUGCUCGGGCUUUAUUGAGGAAGGCAGAGCUUAUGCUGCUUGACGAGGCAACUAGUGCACUUGAUGCUGAGUCCGAAAGAUCUGUUCAAGAGGCUCUAGAGCGCGCCUGCUCAGGAAGAACUACAAUUGUGGUAGCACACAGGCUUUCCACUAUCCGAAACGCCAAUGUCAUUGCAGUAAUCGACGAUGGGAAAGUUGCGGAGCAAGGAUCUCACUCCCAUUUGUUAAAGAAUUACCCUGAUGGGUGCUAUGCCAGAAUGAUCCAGUUACAAAGGUUCACACACAGUCAGGUUAUUGGUAUGGCCUCAGCAGGCUCAACUUCUUCAGCAAGACCCAAAGAAGAUGAGGAAAGAGAAGCAAAGUAAGGUGAAAAGAAAAAAAAAACUACCACUAGAAAAGGGAGUAUAUCCACAUACACCUUGUGAUUUUUUGGGCUUUUGUUUUUGUUUCUCCUCCUUUAUUUGGUAUAGUAUGUCUAUUGUCCCUUUUCCCACCUCUUACCCGUAUAUGUUUUAUCUUUGUGGAUGUCUCAAAGACAAUGAUAACAAGCAAUACUUAAUAUUGGAAUAGAUUAUAACAUAGAGUUAAUAACAGUUA
Messenger RNA from Humulus lupulus (European hop), 4748 nucleotides. RefSeq names its product ABC transporter B family member 1. The record is from RefSeq and is a predicted model, not a curated record. The coding region runs from base 326 to 4516 and encodes 1396 amino acids. Gene Ontology annotation, biological process: transmembrane transport. NCBI's taxonomy places the organism in Eukaryota, Viridiplantae, Streptophyta, Magnoliopsida, Rosales, Cannabaceae. Gene Ontology annotation, cellular component: membrane. The transcript has 10 exons. Gene Ontology annotation, molecular function: ATP binding; ATP hydrolysis activity; ABC-type transporter activity.